Molecule: messenger RNA, 1510 nt
Organism: Diuraphis noxia (Russian wheat aphid)
Lineage: Eukaryota; Metazoa; Arthropoda; Insecta; Hemiptera; Aphididae
Cellular component (GO): nucleus
Source: RefSeq, a predicted model, not a curated record
AAAUAAUGUGCGAGUGCACACACACACUGAUUAUAUAUAAAUGAAGAAAAGGAGAUUCCCAUCGUUCGUUUGCCCGCGUUAUCCGCAGAUUAUGUAUAGGUACUACCCAUUAUCUGUGUGUGACCGUGUGAUGUGUAUAAUAAACCUAAUGUCCUAACGUACWCGACGCUAUUCUUUUAUCUUUAUCGUUCUUUUUCCUUUCCUCUUCCCGUCGCCGACCAUCGUGUUUCCAGCUGCGGUCGGCGAGCUGCACUACAACAUUUGCCGCUACCUGCGACCCGGCGACAUUUCCAUCGCACGCGCCGUUCGUUAAUCGUUGUUCACUGGCUCUCGUUCGCAUCGGCCGACUUCGCACAGUGCACGCCGUACACGGUACUAAUAGUUCAUUGAUCAUUCUGACGACUGUCCUCGCCUCUCGCGAAAAAAAAAACGUGAGAAACACGUGCACCUCAUCACUAUUACUAAGACCGUCUACGAACACACCGCCAUGUCGGAUGAACAGCAGAUCUCUAUCCCUGCGAACCGUCCCGAAGACUGCCCUGCAGAACAGCCGCCCAAGGACUGCGUAGCCUCCUCCUUAUCACCGCCGUGUGACGAAACCGAAAUGUCGUCAAAGGACGUUGACGCCGCUAGUUCAGCACCGCCGCAAAAGGACGUCGCUUGCCUCGCAUCUCUGCCAGGCAUUGACGCCGAAGCCAACUCUCCGCCAAAGGAAGAUCCCACCCCCGUAUCUCCGCCAAAGGAAAACCCCACCCCCGAAUUUCCCCCAAAGAAAAACGCCACACCCGAAUCUCCGCCAAAGAAAAACGCCACACCCGAAUCUCCGCCAAAGGAAGACGCCAUAUCCGUAUCUCCGCCAAAGGAAUACGCCAUAUCCGUAUCUCCGCCCAAGAAAGACGCUACCCCCGAAUCUCCGCCAGUGGAAUACCCCAUACCCGCACCGCCACAAGUGAAUGACACUGACCUCCCGGCCAGCCAAUCAUCGUUGCCUUUAAACAAAAACAUCGCAUCGGUGUCAAAGGUCAAGCCGGGGUUUUCGAAGGCCAAUAGUAAUGAAGUCACUAACAGUAAUGACAAUAGUGAUGAAAUAAAGCAAGAAAUUAAGCAUGAAACGAUUGAUUUGGGCAACGAUACAUAUUAUUAUGAUGAUAAUGAUACAGAAAUUCCGGUUAGAAGUGACACUAAAGUUGGGUUUGAUCGUGGACUUGAACCCGAUCAUAUUGUUGGUGCUACUGAAGAAAAUGGAAAACUAAUGUUUUUGAUUGCAUGGAAAGAUUCAAAUGUUGCUGAUCUGCUUGAAUCAACUGUAAUUUACAAAAGAUGUCCUCAAUUAGCUAUUCAAUUUUUUGAAGCUCGACUUAGAUAUUGUCCUAAUGACGAAAGCAAUUAGUUUUUUAUUCUUAUAAAUGAACAAAUAUUCCUAAUUGAAUUUAUCAAAUCUUUAUACUUAGUACAAAAUAUAUUAACUAACAUUUAAGUCUAAAAGAGAAAAACCAAACAUUUUUUAUUU